AUGGUUCUCAAACCUUUGCAAGUUCUCUUUAUGGUCACUUUAACACUCAUUAGUCAUCAUAUAACUAAGGAAAAGAUAUAUUCAAACACGCGAAGCUGUUCAAAAGCUGGUUGUCGUGAAGAUUACUCAACAUUUCCACAUCGUCUAAGCAAAAAGAUUCGGUUGCCAAUAUACACUUAUUACCAUGCCAAGAACACUGGCAACAUAAUGAAGAACAAGGAAUAUUUUCUUUCUGCCCUUCACCCUUCACUUUUUGAAACGCAAACAAGGAAGUUAAUUGCCUCUUUUACUGGUCACCCAUCAGGCAAACAGGAACACGAUACCUUUGAUUCUCUUUACCAAUCAGGAGUUACUGCAACUGGCGUUGAUGCAAAGCACGGGAAUCACUUGGGAAUCAGCUAUCGCGGUGGACUAAGACUGUUUCUGGCAACUAUGCAGUAUAAAGUUCCAGGAGAGUGUAUCUUUGCUAAACUUUUUGUUGCCUGCUUGAUGAUGAGCAUUAAGAAAAAAAAUGCCUUUGAUUCCCUUUACCAAUCAGGAGUUACUGCAACUGGCGUUGAUGCAAAGCACGGGAAUCACUGUCAUCUUGAUGUGGUAGCAAGGCAGUCUUUUAUUGUGGUGAAAUUCAAAGAUAAUAGCUUUGAGAACAAAAAUGCCUUUGGUCCUCUUUACCAAUCAGGAGUUACUGCAACUGACGUUGAUGCAAAGCACGGGAAUCACUUGGGAAUCAGCUAUCGUGGUGGACUAAGACUGUUUCUGGCAACUAUGCAGUAUAAAGUUCCAGGAGAGUGUAUCUUUGCUAAACUUUUUGUUGCCUGCUUGAUGAUGAGCAUUAAGAAAAAAAAUGCCUUUGAUUCCCUUUACCAAUCAGGAGUUACUGCAACUGGCGUUGAUGCAAAGCACGGGAAUCACUGUCAUCUUGAUGUGGUAGCAAGGCAGUCUUUUAUUGUGGUGAAAUUCAAAGAUAAUAGCUUUGAGAACAAAAAUGCCUUUGGUCCUCUUUACCAAUCAGGAGUUACUGCAACUGACGUUGAUGCAAAGCACGGGAAUCACUUGGGAAUCAGCUAUCGUGGUGGACUAAGACUGUUUCUGGCAACUAUGCAGUAUAAAGUUCCAGGAGAGUGUAUCUUUGCUAAACUUUUUGUUGCCUGCUUGAUGAUGAGCAUUAAGAAAAAAAAUGCCUUUGAUUCCCUUUACCAAUCAGGAGUUACUGCAACUGGCGUUGAUGCAAAGCACGGGAAUCACUGUCAUCUUGAUGUGGUAGCAAGGCAGUCUUUUAUUGUGGUGAAAUUCAAAGAUAAUAGCUUUGAGAACAAAAAUGCCUUUGGUCCUCUUUACCAAUCAGGAGUUACUGCAACUGACGUUGAUGCAAAGCACGGGAAUCACUUGGGAAUCAGCUAUCGUGGUGGACUAAGACUGUUUCUGGCAACUAUGCAGUAUAAAGUUCCAGGAGAGUGUAUCUUUGCUAAACUUUUUGUUGCCUGCUUGAUGAUGAGCAUUAAGAAAAAAAAUGCCUUUGAUUCCCUUUACCAAUCAGGAGUUACUGCAACUGGCGUUGAUGCAAAGCACGGGAAUCACUGUCAUCUUGAUGUGGUAGCAAGGCAGUCUUUUAUUGUGGUGAAAUUCAAAGAUAAUAGCUUUGAGAACAAAAAUGCCUUUGGUCCUCUUUACCAAUCAGGAGUUACUGCAACUGACGUUGAUGCAAAGCACGGGAAUCACUUGGGAAUCAGCUAUCGUGGUGGACUAAGACUGUUUCUGGCAACUAUGCAGUAUAAAGUUCCAGGAGAGUGUAUCUUUGCUAAACUUUUUGUUGCCUGCUUGAUGAUGAGCAUUAAGAAAAAAAAUGCCUUUGAUUCCCUUUACCAAUCAGGAGUUACUGCAACUGGCGUUGAUGCAAAGCACGGGAAUCACUGUCAUCUUGAUGUGGUAGCAAGGCAGUCUUUUAUUGUGGUGAAAUUCAAAGAUAAUAGCUAUGAGAGAAAGAUGCCUUCGGUCCUCUUUACCAAUCAGGAGUUACUGCAACUGACGUUGAUGCAAAGCACGGGAAUCACUGUUAGUUUCUAG
Molecule: messenger RNA, 2064 nt
Organism: Mucor mucedo
Lineage: Eukaryota; Fungi; Mucoromycota; Mucoromycetes; Mucorales; Mucoraceae
Exons: 25
Coding region: 1-2064 (687 amino acids)
Source: RefSeq, a predicted model, not a curated record